AUGAAUGAAGUUAUUCCCGUGGCCCGGCGUCUCCCUCCCCUUGCAUACCAAAUAUCCACAGAAACGGUUUUCCUGGCUUCCAUGGCUGGAAGCGGACUCGCCUGUAGCGCUGCCUGGCAUCGGAUGCGCCGGUUUCGAAAGUCCGCAGCCGACUUGGCUUUCGAGCCACCGUGGCUGGCUCCGGGGGACGUGGACCAGGCUCGCGGAAUCCCGCAGGGCGGGGAGAGAAAAAGAGGCAAAGCCGCCCCCUCCGCGCUCUCCUCCCCGCCCUUCGCAGCGACUCGCCCCGGCGGCCCCGACCCCGGAGGUGGCAGCCGGCAGAACCCGGAGGCGCUAGGACCUGCUUGGCGCCUGGCUGCGGCCCCUUUCGGGAGGGCGGGGGAGGGCGGGGAGGAGGGGGAGACCAACCACUGGGCGGUCAAGAUCGCCGGCGGCUUCUCGGAGGCCAGCCGCAUCGCCAGCAAGUACGGAUUCACCAACAUGGGACAGAUAGGGGCCCUGAAGGACUACUACCACUUUUACCAUAGCAGGACGAUUAAAAGGUCAGUUCUUUCGAGCAGAGGAACCCACAGUUUCAUUUCAAUGGAACCAAAGGUGGAAUGGAUCCAACAGCAAGUGGUAAAAAAACGGACAAAGAGGGAUUAUGACCUCAGUCGUGCCCAGUCUACCUACUUCAAUGAUCCCAAGUGGCCAAGCAUGUGGUAUAUGCACUGCAGUGACAACACGCAUCCCUGCCAGUCUGACAUGAAUAUCGAAGGAGCCUGGAAGAGAGGCUACACAGGCAAGAACAUUGUGGUCACCAUCCUGGAUGAUGGCAUUGAGAGAACCCAUCCGGACCUGAUGCAAAACUAUGAUGCGCUGGCGAGUUGUGACGUGAAUGGAAAUGACUUAGACCCAAUGCCUCGUUAUGAUGCAAGCAAUGAGAACAAACAUGGGACCCGCUGUGCUGGGGAAGUGGCAGCCGCUGCAAACAACUCACACUGCACGGUUGGAAUUGCUUUCAACGCCAAGAUCGGAGGAGUGCGAAUGCUGGAUGGAGAUGUCACAGACAUGGUUGAAGCAAAGUCAGUUAGCUUCAAUCCCCAGCACGUACACAUUUACAGUGCCAGCUGGGGCCCAGAUGAUGACGGCAAGACUGUGGACGGACCAGCCCCCCUCACCCGGCAAGCCUUUGAAAACGGCGUUAGAAUGGGGCGGAGAGGCCUCGGCUCUGUGUUUGUUUGGGCGUCUGGAAAUGGCGGAAGGAGCAAAGACCACUGCUCCUGUGAUGGCUACACCAACAGCAUCUACACCAUCUCCAUCAGCAGCACAGCCGAAAGUGGAAAGAAACCUUGGUACCUGGAAGAGUGUUCAUCCACGUUGGCCACAACCUACAGCAGCGGAGAGUCCUACGAUAAGAAAAUUAUUACUACAGAUCUGAGGCAGCGUUGCACAGACAACCACACUGGGACGUCGGCCUCAGCCCCCAUGGCUGCGGGCAUCAUUGCACUGGCCCUGGAAGCCAAUCCGUUUCUGACCUGGAGAGACGUACAGCAUGUUAUUGUCAGGACUUCCCGUGCGGGACAUUUGAACGCUAAUGACUGGAAAACCAAUGCUGCUGGUUUUAAGGUGAGCCAUCUCUACGGAUUUGGUCUGAUGGAUGCAGAAGCCAUGGUGAUGGAAGCAGAAAAGUGGACCACUGUUCCCCGACAGCACGUGUGUGUGGAGAGCACAGACCGACAGAUCAAGACGAUCCGCCCCAACAGCGCAGUGCGCUCCAUCUACAAAGCUUCGGGCUGCUCCGAUAACCCCAACCGCCAUGUCAACUAUCUGGAACACGUCGUUGUGCGCAUUACCAUCACCCACCCCAGGAGGGGAGACCUGGCCAUCUACCUGACCUCACCCUCAGGAACCAGGUCCCAGCUGUUGGCCAACAGGUUAUUUGAUCAUUCCAUGGAAGGAUUUAAAAACUGGGAGUUCAUGACUAUUCACUGCUGGGGAGAACGAGCUUCCGGUGACUGGAUCCUUGAAGUUUAUGAUACUCCCUCUCAGUUGAGGAACUUCAAGACUCCAGGUAAAUUGAAAGAAUGGUCUUUGGUCCUCUAUGGUACUUCCGUGCAGCCAUAUUCACCAACGAAUGAGUUUCCUAAAGUGGAACGUUUCCGCUACAGCAGAGUUGAAGACCCCACAGACGACUAUGGUACAGAGGAUUAUGCAGGUCCCUGUGACCCUGAGUGCAGUGAGGUUGGCUGUGACGGGCCGGGACCAGACCACUGCAAUGACUGUUUGCACUACUACUACAAGCUGAAAAACAACACCAGGAUUUGUGUCUCCAGCUGCCCCCCUGGCCACUACCACGCUGACAAGAAGCGGUGCAGGAAGUGUGCCCCCAACUGUGAGUCCUGCUUUGGGAGCCAUGGUGACCAGUGCCUGUCCUGUAAAUACGGAUACUUCCUGAAUGAAGAAACCAACAGCUGUGUUACUCACUGCCCUGAUGGGUCAUAUCAGGACGCCAAAAAAAAUCUUUGCCGGAAAUGCAGUGAAAACUGCAAGACAUGUACUGAAUUCCAUAAUUGUACCGAAUGUAGGGAUGGGUUAAGCCUGCAGGGAUCCCGGUGUUCUGUCUCCUGUGAAGACGGACGCUACUUCAACGGCCAGGACUGCCAGCCCUGCCACCGCUUCUGUGCCACUUGUGCUGGGGCAGGAGCUGAUGGGUGCAUUAACUGCACAGAGGGUUACUUCAUGGAAGACGGGAGAUGUGUGCAGAGCUGUAGUGUCAGCUAUUACUUUGACCACGCUUCAGAGAAUGGAUACAAAUCCUGUAAAAAAUGUGAUUCCAGUUGUUUGACAUGCAAUGGCCCGGGGUUCAAGAACUGUACGAGCUGCCCCAGUGGGUAUCUCUUGGACUUAGGAAUGUGUCAAAUGGGAGCCAUCUGCAAGGAUGGAGAAUACAUAGAUGAGCAUGGCCGCUGCCAGACCUGUGACGCCUCGUGUGUCAAGUGUCGGGGGCCAACCCAGGAAGAUUGCACUGCCUGCCCUGUCACAAGGAUUUUUGAUGAUGGCUGCUGCGUUUUGAACUGUCCCUCAAGGAAAUUUGAAUUUGAGAACCGGUGCCAUCCGUGCCACCACACCUGCCGGGCAUGCCAAGGAAGUGGACCUUCCAACUGCACCUCCUGUGGAGCAGACAAGUACGGGAGAGAACGCUUCCUGUAUCAGGGGGAGUGUCGAGAGAGCUGCCCUUUGGGGCAAUACCCUGCGCAGGGGCACACCUGCCUGCCCUGCCCUGACAACUGUGAGCUCUGCCGCAGUCUACAUGUCUGCACAAGAUGCCUGAGUGGCUACUACGUAGUACCCACCAACCACACCUGCCAGAAGUUGGAGUGCGGACGGGGUGAAGUCCAAGAUCCAGACUACGAAGAAUGCAUCCCUUGUGAGGAAGGAUGUCUGGGUUGCGGCUUGGAUGAUCCGGGGACCUGCACGUCAUGCGCCACAGGGUAUUACAUGUUUGAACACCACUGUUAUAAAACCUGUCCUGAGAAGACCUACAAUGAAGAAUUGGAAUGCAAGGCAUGCGAUACUAACUGUGGCAACUGUGACCAGAAUGAGUGUUACUGGUGUGAAGAGGGCUUCUUUCUCUUGGGUGGCAGCUGUGUGAGGACGUGUGGCCCUGGCUUCCAUGGUGACCCAGAAGUGGGAGAAUGUGAGCCCUGCCACCGAGCCUGCGAAACCUGUACCGGCCUUGGCUACGACCAGUGCAGCAGCUGCAGAGAAGGACUACAGCUGCUGCAGGGGAUGUGCGUGCGGCCCGCCCAGGCCCAGGUAGAAGGCCAAUUCUGGAAUGACAUUUUGGGAAAAGACCAACCCUGUCAUUCUUCCUGUAGAACCUGCCGAGAAUCCGCGACUCUGUGCACUUCAUGUCCAAAAGGUGCGUAUCUGUUGGCCCAGGCCUGUGUUCCUUCUUGUCCCGAAGGCACGUGGCCCUCCGUAAGGAGCGGGAACUGUGAGAACUGCACGGAGGACUGUGCGACUUGCUCUGGAGCUAAUCUUUGCCAAAAGUGCCACACGCAGCUGGGCCGCCCUCUCUUCCUGCAUGAAGGCAGGUGCUACUCCAAGUGCCCUGAGGGCUUUUACGCAGACGCUGGCAUAUGUGAACGCUGUAACCCCCCUUGCAGCACGUGCAAAGGCAAUGCCACCAGCUGCCAUUCUUGUGAAGCAGGCCUCGUCCUGCACCACGGGGCGUGCCAGGAAGCCUGUCCCGAGAGGCAUGUGGCCGUGGAGGGGGUGUGCAAGCAUUGCCCAGAGAUGUGUCAGGAUUGCAUCCAUGAGAAGACUUGCAAAGAGUGCAUGCCUGAGUCCUUCCUGCACAAGGACACGUGCCAUCAGUCCUGCCCCCAAGGCUUCUACGCAGACUCACGCCACUGUGUCCCCUGCCACACAGACUGUAUGGAAUGCAACGGCCCCUCAGCCGACGACUGCGAACUCUGCCUUGAGGCCUCCUUGGUCCUCUAUAAUGGGCUGUGCUUGGACGAGUGUCCAGCGGGGACUUACCAGGACAAAGGGACUAAUGACUGCAGAGACUGCCACAAGUCCUGUGUGACCUGCUCGUCGGCUGGGACCUGCACCACCUGUCGGGAAGGCCUGAGGCGGAAUCACCACGGGGGCUGUGAUGCCCACAAGGAAUGUGCCCCCUCCGAGUACUGGGAUGCGGAGGCUCCGGGCUGCAAGCCCUGCCACCCUAAGUGCCUGCACUGCACGGGGCCCGCCCAGGAUCAGUGUCACACUUGCCCGAGGCCCAGCCUUCUUCUCAACACGACCUGUGUGAAGGAUUGCCCAGAGAGCUACUACGCCGAUGAGGACAGCCACCGGUGUGUCCCCUGCCACAGCUCUUGUAGAACGUGUGAAGGAAGUCACAGCAUGCAAUGCCUCUCCUGCCACCCCGGCUGGUUCCAGCUGGGAAGAGAGUGUCUGCUCCAGUGCAGGGAAGGAUACUACGCAGAAAACACCACUGGCCAGUGUGUGAGGUGUGACAAGAGCUGCAAGGCCUGCGGGGGUCCACGGUCCACUGACUGCCUGUCCUGCGAGACGUUCUUCUUCCUGCUCCGCUCCAAGGGAGAGUGUCGUCGAUCCUGUCCAGAGCAUCACUACGCAGAGCAAAGCACCCAGACCUGUGAGCGAUGCCAUCCGACUUGCGAUCGGUGCAAAGGAAAAGGAGCAUUGAGUUGCUUAUCCUGUGUGUGGAGUUACCACCUCAUGGGAGGAAUCUGCACCUCAGACUGUCUCGUGGGGGAAUACCGAGUGGGAAAGGGAGAGAAAUUUAACUGUGAAAAGUGUCAUGAAAGCUGCAUGGAGUGCAAGGGACCUGGCGCCAAGAACUGCACCUUGUGUCCCGCCAACCUGGUGCUGCACGUGGAUGACAGCCGCUGCCUCCGCUGUUGCAACGCCUCUGAUCCCACCGAUACCCAGGAGUGCUGUGACUGCCAGGACACCACGGACGAGUGCAUCCUUCGGACAAGCGAGGUUGGGCCUGCCGCCGGGCACUUCAAGACCGCUCUGUUUGUCACAUCCUCCAUCAUGCUGGUGCUUUUGCUUGGGGCGGCUGUGCUCGUCUGGAGGAAAUCUCGGGGCCGAGUCAGGCCAGCGGCCAAGGCCGGCUACGAGCAGCUGGCUGACCCCAACAGGUCUUUCUCCUCCUGUAAGAGCAGCUACCGAGAGAGCACCAGCUUUGAAGAAGAUCAGGUGAUUGAGUACAGGGACCGGGACUAUGAUGAGGACGAGGACGAUGACAUCGUCUACAUGGGCCAAGACGGCACCGUCUAUCGGAAGUUUAAGUAUGGGCUGCUGGAUGACGAAGGGGACGAUGAGCUGGAAUAUGAUGAUGAGAGUUAUUCCUACCAGUAA
Carlito syrichta (Philippine tarsier) is the source of this 5877-nucleotide messenger RNA. It is a transcript of the gene PCSK5, whose product is annotated as proprotein convertase subtilisin/kexin type 5. NCBI's taxonomy places the organism in Eukaryota, Metazoa, Chordata, Mammalia, Primates, Tarsiidae. Gene Ontology annotation, molecular function: serine-type endopeptidase activity. The record is from RefSeq and is a predicted model, not a curated record. Gene Ontology annotation, biological process: peptide hormone processing. The coding region runs from base 1 to 5877 and encodes 1958 amino acids. Gene Ontology annotation, cellular component: trans-Golgi network; Golgi membrane. The transcript is spliced from 39 exons.